This is a messenger RNA of Caenorhabditis sp. 36 PRJEB53466, 2426 nucleotides long. The record is from the annotation of a GenBank genome assembly. Lineage: Eukaryota; Metazoa; Nematoda; Chromadorea; Rhabditida; Rhabditidae.
AUGGAGGGAUGCGAGACUCGUGGAGAACUCUACUAUCACCCACUCUACCUGUUUGCCGUCGUUUUUCAAGGCAUUUCGGGUUAUAUGACUUUUCCGAUGCUGUUCUUUAUCUGCAAAAAGUUUGCCUUCAAGGUGUAUUACCAUCCGAACCUCGUGGUGAGUUCAAAGUGAAUGCGCUCUGUUGAAAUUGUGAUCUCCGGCCGGCCGCCAAUGAAAAACAGAGAACUUCAAAGAUAAACUGAGGGAAAAAAGGCCGCAAUUUUGACAUAACCCCGGUCUCUCCUGUCUCAAACCAAUCGGUCCGGAACAUGGAUUAAAAAAUUUCUAUCCAAAAAAGCCUGAUGAAUUCUGUUUGUUUCGCUGUUGAAAAAAAAACUAGGCCGCAAAGAUCAUACGGAUUCUGAACACACAGCGCCUUUACUUUAAAGUACCCCGAGAGUACGUAGGAAAACGAGUUCUGAACCUUAAACUUUUCAUCAAACAGAACCUUGGUCUGUCAGUGUUGAUAUUUUGACAUUUCUCAAAUUUCAGAGUUUAAAAUCCAGUUUGAACCUCUCUCCUCCCCCGAGAGCCUAAUUAUCCAACUUUUUUAGUAUUCGAUCAAAAGCCCAUGCUAUAAUCACAAGUUUCGUAUGAAUGAAGCAGACAACUCCAAAUUUUGACUAAUAAACUACAAAUAUUGAUCGUAGUCCUACAAUAACAUUUUUGCAGUUCCUAAUGAUGUUGAACGUUGUCAGCUGCCUACUCCUCGGCGGAAUCACUGCCUGGAGUGCGACCAACUUUUUCGUUAACCUGAUGAUCAAACCGACUCCCUGUGACCUUCUACUCAAAACGCAUUUCUGCUCAAAGAUCCGCGCCUCGUUCCUGUAAGUUCGAAAUAUAGAAUAAAUCAUGCAUAAAAUGAUUUGCAGAUUUGCGUUCUGUUUAGUAUCCACGAGUCAUGCUGGAAUACUGAUUGAAAGGUCUUGGGCGACGUGGCACGUGCGCAAAUAUGAAAAACAGGGAAAAACUCUUGGAUUAAUUUUGGCUAUAUUAGCGGUGAGUGGGAGGGCUUUUUGAGCUCUGGUAUUUUGUGGGACCAUAGAUUGAAAGCCCAGAAGAAUACAUUUUUCAGGUUGGCGUUGCCGCAACAACUAUUUUUAUUGUAAUUCUACCCGAGGAUGGCGAGGAGAUGAUAACAACCUGUCUCACUUUUUCCGCUUCAAAAUCUAUUGGCUCACGCAUUUAUGUCAUGUUUUUUGUGCAACUCAUCCUGGAUGCCGUUAUUUCCGGAGUUCAUCUGACCUUGUACAAGUACAACAAGUCAGUCAUCUUUCUGUUUUCUUAAAAACCUCUCAUUCUAUUUCCCGUUCAGAAUGGCUAAAGGAUCAUCGGAUCUCUCGGCUCAAUUCCAGCGUAACGAGAACGUGAAAACGCUGAAACAAGUGACGCCUCUUUUGAUUCUCUCGAAUGUGACCAUUGGUGUCUACAUCUUCAUUCUCUCCGUGUUUCGGCUCUACAAAAACUAUUUGCCGCCGAAUUGGUACGAGAUCAUUGCGGCCAAUCUUUUUGUGAGUUCACGUCGGUGGGAAUGGGAAAACUGGAAAGGAGACGUGUUUCCAAGAAUUUGUAGACGUCAUGGUUUUCUGCUGAACUCUGAUGCAACCAGAGCUGGGCAAAGGCCGGGCCAGGCUUCACGGACUUUUAACCCAAUUUCAGUAAAUUGAUCGGACUCAACCUGAAUUCAAGUAUCUUGGGUUCAAGUUUGAGAUUAAUGGGAUUUUUUUUAAUUUAGAGAAAUGUGGGUCAGAUGCCAAAAACGUCGCUGUUUUUGCACAAAACCGAUAUUUUGGCUCGAACCAGUAUAUCUCAUGACCAGAUGAUCCAAUCGGUCUGAAACUAAGGUUCAAGAUACUUAAAUCGAAGCCCAAGAAACGUGAAAAGUUUGUGUCCAAUCGGAAGAUUGCAACUGUGCUAAAUGUCCAGGCCUUCAAAAAGCCUGGGCCGGCCUUUGUCCAACCCUGGAUAAAACCUACAUCUAGCAAAGUUCAACCAACUUUAUUAAAAAGAACUAUGUACACAUUUGCGAAAUGUUCAUUCAGAAAUCUUUUUCAUCCUUUUCAAUUAGGUGUUAUUCAAAACUUCACUUUCACAUUUUCUUCCAGAUAAUGCCGCACAUGCCAUUCAUGUUCACUUCCCUGAUCCUCUAUGAAUUGCGUCUCGGCCAGAAGCGGCAGGCAAAAAUUCACCGCCAAAUGAUGGCUAGUCAAGACGUGCCGCUGGACGACCAAUUCCACAUUGCCAUCGAAAAUUGGGAUGUUCAAUAUCAGCACCGUCUAGAGGCCAAAGACAUGAAACCUGUUAGCUUCAACUGGGGCUCUGCAAAAGUGAUAUCCAAGUUUAAAAAGCGUCAGAGUACUGUAGCGGUUGUCUCGUCGACGCCUUGA